Molecule: messenger RNA, 512 nt
Organism: Paramecium octaurelia
Lineage: Eukaryota; Ciliophora; Oligohymenophorea; Peniculida; Parameciidae
Source: the annotation of a GenBank genome assembly
AUCAAAUAUCAAUACCCCUUGACAUCAUAAUUAAGAAUUUAAAGAAAUAUCCAAGGAACUCAUCCUCCUCAAACUGUUCAAUUCGUACUGCCAUGUUAAUCUCCUUCCACAGUUCCUUAGGUUAAUUUGUGAGUUUAUUGAUUCCUUUAGGGUUAUUAUUAACCACUAUGUUAUUAAUAACCCUCUUCGUGACAAAAAGUGUCUAUAGCAUCGCCAACUCAAACUCAAAGAUCUUGAUAUUAAUAAAAUUCAUCAUCACUCCAUCAAGCAGGCUCAUCAAGUCCAGCUUGCUCUGCUUAAUUGUAAAAUACCCCAUAAUAAUCUGUAAUAUCUUUCAAGUAUCACAUAGUAAUAUAGAACAACCAUUUCAUAAUAAGUACUUACAAGAAAUGUUAAAUAACCAUAUUCCUCUUUGUAUUAAUCACCACCAAAAAAUGACCAUAAUCGCAAUACAUCUAAUCUCAAUAAUUAGAUUAGAACCUCUAAAAGUUACAUGAGAUCGACCAUUUGGA